Cinara cedri is the source of this 1886-nucleotide messenger RNA. Lineage: Eukaryota; Metazoa; Arthropoda; Insecta; Hemiptera; Aphididae. The record is from the annotation of a GenBank genome assembly.
AUGAGUUUCAAACAGUUUUUCACGAGCAAUUGUCGAUUAAUCAAAACAAAUCAAUUGUUUAUUAACAGGUUUGCAAAAUAAUUUAUAUUAAUUUUGUAUGUCUAAUGUAAAAUUGUUUAUUAUUAUUAGAUGUUCAAAUUCUGUUUUGGAAAUCCAUAUCAUAGGAUAUGCUAAAAAAACAGUAUUUAAUUUACCACUAAAACCAAAAAGACCUACUCCUCCAUUCUUUCAAUUUAUACAUGAAAAAAAGUCUGAAGUAAUUGGAGAACAUAAUUUAAGAACAAAAGGUAAUAUUAGGUAUUAAUUAGACAUUAUAGUAACAAUGACAAAAUACAUAUUUUUUUUAAUGAUUUAAUUAGUUUAAAUAUUUUUUUUUUUAUUUAUUAAAAAAAAAAUAUAUAUAUAUGACAUUUACAAUCUGUACAUAAAUUAAAUACAAUAAGUAAAUAUGAGAACAAUUUAUGAUGGGAAGGGAAAAUGAGAAGGGAAGCUAUCCAGUGAUAGGACCCUAUGACGUUACUCUUUUAUUUUUUUGGCAUUCCUGUUAAGCUAGCGCGUUUUUCAAAUUAAUAGGUCUCGAGACCAAUGUCUUUUUGACGUUCAUUUUUGACUUCGUGAUACUUUAAUCCCAACCUUAUUUAACUGUGGAUACUUGAAAAUGAUUUAUAUAUAUAUAUAUAUAUUUAUUAAUAUUAGGGUUUAAUCAUAUUAAUACCAAAGUAAUUGUGUAUUAGUAAAUUACAGGUGAAUAACUUAAAAUAAUGUGUUUAUUCAGGUUAUGAGAACUCAAGUAAAAUUGUAGUUUAAUUUAUUACAAAUAUAAAAUUUUUGGUAUAAAUCUAGUUUAGCAGCUCCUCGAAAUUUCGGAUUUUUUCCAGAAACUUAUAUAUUUCAAAGUUUUAAAAAUUAAAGUUUAAUUAAGUUUUUUGUGGAAAUCAUUACACAUUUUCGACUACUUAGGUGAUCUGUUAGGUUUCUUGUUAUCUACCUGACAUGAAUUUUGCUCAAUAAACCGAUGAUUAUUUUUGAUUAAAAUUGUACAGAGAGCGACCAUAUUGGGCCUCUAAUUCUAUCUAUAUUGCUUUUUCACUUUUCACUGCUACCUACUUGUUUUUUAGAUAUAAUAAGUUUCUUACGAUAGAUUGAUCAUUCUAUAUUUAAUAAUUAUAAUUAUAAAAGUUCAAUUUUAUGAUAUCAAUUUUUAAAUAUAAUUUAUCAUCAAUGUUUUGUUGAACAAUCAAUAUUUGAUUUUAGUUAUAAAGUUGAAUAAAACUUUGGUUAUUCCAUAUGUUUAGGUUAUAUAAUAUUUGUAUUAAUUUAUAUUAGAUACUUUUCGUAUUCUAAGUGAAAUGUGGAAAUUAUUUGAUGUAAAUACUAAAGAAAAAAUGACUGAAGCAUAUGGUAAAGAACUGGUCAAAUACAAAGAAAAUAUGAAAAACUACAAAGAAAGCUUAACAGAUGAACAAAAAAAUGAGUUGUUCCGAGCAAAAUAUGAGGCAUUAGAACAAAAAACAAAACGCAAACUUAAAAAAGUACAGUUAUUGAAUAAAAAUAUUUAAAUUUAAAAUAUUUUAUAAAUACAUUUUUUUUAGGAAUUAAAAGAAUUAGGCAAACCUCGCAAACCUCCUACUGCAUAUAUUUUAUUUGCAACCGAACACUUAAAAUAUAAUAGAGAUGAGCCUGUUAAUAAAUAUAUGGUAACCAUUGCUAAAAAAUGGAAAGAACUGGACUCUGACAAAAAAAAUAAGUAUUUGGAAGAAGCUUCUGACGAAAUAGAUAAGUAUAAUGAUGCACUUAUUAAAUGGGAGAAAGAUAUGAUUCAAGCAGGGCGGUUGGAUUUGGUUCGAAAUUCUUCCAUUAUAAAUAGUAGUACUGAUAAAAACUAA